AUGCUGACGGGCCUCUCAGAAGACCUUCAGGACGUCAGCGACUCCAGGAAAACAGCCAUCAUUAACGACGAACUUAGGAGGCUUAAUGUGGACAUUGCCACCUUACAAGAAACACGACUUGCAGACUCUGGAAGACUGAAGGAGAAAGACUACACCUUCUUCUGGCAGGGGAAAAGCCCCAAUGUACCGCGUCAGCAUGGGGUGGGCUUUGCAGUGAAGAACAACCUGCUGAACAUGGUAAAGCCAGGCAACAGCGGCUCAGAGCGACUCCUCACUCUCUGCCUGAACACCACGGCAGGCCCUGUAACUCUCGUCAGCGUGUAUGCUCCAACACUCUCUGCUACACCUGAAUCCGCUGUGAUGACCCCCAUCAUAGAAGCAAAGCGUGCCGCUCUAACGGAAUACAAGCGAUUACCCAGCGAGAAAAAUCUUCAGAUUCUCCGAGCUAUAAGGAACAAAGUCAAACACACUGCAAGACGCUGUGCCAACGACUACUGGACCGAACUCAGCGAAGCCAUCCAGACUGCAGCAAUUACUGGGAACAUAAGAGGGAUGUAUGAAGGCAUCAAAACAUCAAUAGGUCCAAUCCAGAACAAGACAGCUCCCCUUAAAUCCACCUCAGGGGAAGCCAUCACAGACAAGGGACAACAGAUGGAGAGAUGGGUGGAACACUACUCUGAUCUCUAUUCAAGACAGAAUGUAGUAACAUCAUCAGCACUUGAUGCCAUAAAAUGCUUACCUGUAAUGGAAGAGCUUGACAACGAACCCACUAAUGAAGAACUCAGCAAGGCUAUCAACAGCUUGGCCUCAAGGAAAGCUCCAGGCAGUGACGGGAUCCCCCCUGACCUGAUCAAACACUGCAAGACUACACUAUUACAGCCUUUACAUAAUGUCCUAUGUGCGUGCUGGAAAGAAGGGGCCGUACCACAAGACAUGAGGGAUGCUAAGAUCGUUACCCUCUACAAAAACAAGGGAGAUCGCAGUGACUGCAACAACUACAGGGGCAUCUCCUUACUCAGCGUUGUGGGCAAAGUCUUUGCUCGGGUUAUUUUGGUAAGACUUCAGAAACUGGCUGAACGUAUCUAUCCAGAGUCACAGUGCGGCUUUCGAGCAGAAAGAUCAACGAUAGACAUGGUAUUCUCCCUCCGCCAGCUUCAGGAGAAAUGCAGAGAGCAGCAGAUGCCUUUGUACAUUGCCUUCAUCGAUCUGACCAAGGCGUUUGAUCUUGUAAGCAGAGAGGGUCUCUUCAGAAUUCUAUCUAAAAUUGGCUGCCCCCCUAAACUACACAGCCUGAUUGAGUCCUUCCAUGCCAACAUGCAGGGGACUGUGCAGUUCAACGGCAGAACCUCUGAGUCAUUCAACAUCAACAGCGGUGUCAAACAGGGCUGCGUACUUGCCCCAACCCUUUUCGGAAUCUUCUUUGCCUUCCUUCUGAAACAUGCAUUUGGCGCAUCGAAAGAAGGGAUCUACCUGCAUACAAGAUCAGAUGGCAGGCUUUUCAAUCUUGCCCGUCUCCGAGCAAAGACCAAAGUGCGUGAAGCCCUGAUAAGAGACAUGCUAUUUGCUGACGAUGCAGCAGUAGCCUGCCAUACUCAGCAAGCACUUCAGUCACUCAUGGACCAUUUCUCUCAGGCCUGCAAAGACUUUGGGCUUACCAUCAGCCUGAAAAAGACUAAAGUCCUGGAACAAGGAUCAGAAACACCACCAUCCGUUACCAUCGACGAUUACGAGCUCGAAGUGGUCCAUCAUUUUACGUAUCUAGGCUCCACUAUCACUGACAAUCUCUCCUUAGACUUCGAGCUCGACCAGAGAAUUGGAAAGGCGGCUGCCACACUUGCACGCCUCACUACACGUGUGUGGUCCAACCCCAUGCUCACAGAGAAGACCAAGAUGGCAGUAUACAGCGCUUGUGUCAUCAGUACACUGCUAUACGGCAGCGAGACAUGGACGAUGUACGCCAGACAAGAAAAACGCCUGAACACCUUCCACAUGAGAAGCCUCCGCCGCAUCCUGGGAAUUUCGUGGCAAGACAAAGUCCCAAACACAGAGGUCUUGUCUCGUGCGGGCCUGCCAAGCAUGUCAACCUUACUCAGGCAACGUAGACUCCGCUGGCUGGGCCACGUUCAUCGCAUGCCAGACGGCCGCAUCCCCAAAGACUUACUGUAUGGUGAGCUAGCCACUGGAAGUAGACGCAGAGGACGCCCACAGCUGCGAUACCGAGAUGCUUUGAAGCGUGACAUGAAGGCUGUAGGAAUUGACACAGAGACCUGGGAAAAUCUCGCAGCUGAUCGGUCACAAUGGAGAGGAGCCGUUACAAGGCACCUCAAAACAGGAGAAGAGAAGCUGACACAAGCUGCCACAAGGAGGCGGACCCGCAGAAAACUUCGUAUCAGCAACGUCCAACAAACAGCAUACACGUGCAGCACUUGCGGCAGGGACUGCCAUUCACGCAUUGGCCUUCACAGUCAUAGCCGCAGAUGCUCCAGCCAAACACACAAUUAG
This is a messenger RNA of Pocillopora verrucosa, 2502 nucleotides long. The record is from RefSeq and is a predicted model, not a curated record. Lineage: Eukaryota; Metazoa; Cnidaria; Anthozoa; Scleractinia; Pocilloporidae.